Molecule: messenger RNA, 738 nt
Organism: Thamnophis elegans (Western terrestrial garter snake)
Lineage: Eukaryota; Metazoa; Chordata; Lepidosauria; Squamata; Natricidae
Gene: YIPF7
Product: Yip1 domain family member 7
Exons: 5
Coding region: 1-738 (245 amino acids)
Biological process (GO): endoplasmic reticulum to Golgi vesicle-mediated transport; vesicle fusion with Golgi apparatus
Cellular component (GO): trans-Golgi network
Source: RefSeq, a predicted model, not a curated record
AUGUCCAACUUUCUGCAGUUCGAUAUGGAUUUUUACCAAUCAAACUACGUCGCUGACAAUCAAGAGGAAAACUCUGGGAGGCCCGAAGACUCUGGAGAAAAGGUCCAAACAGGCCCUUGGUUGCAAUCCAAGGCCUAUUCUUCUCAACCGCUUGAAGGUCAGAUCUUUCAACCCGCAGAUGCUUCUCCGUUUCCAUCCAACCAGACUUAUUCCGAUAGUUUUGAUGAAGAGCCUCCGUUGCUUGAAGAGCUGGGAAUCAACUUUCACCACAUUUGGCAAAAAACAUUAACCGUGCUGAAUCCCGUGAAGCCGGCUGAAGCCAGCAUUAUGAAUGAGACUGACCUGGCUGGGCCUCUGGUUUUCUGCUUGGCUCUGGGGUCAACAUGGCUCUUGGCAGGAAAAGUCCAUUUUAGCUACGUUCAUGGCAUAAGUGUGGUCGGCUGCCUAGCGAUCCAUGCGUUGUUGAACCUGAUGAGCGUUGUAGGGGUUUCCCGCGGAUGCGUCGCGAGUGUGCUGGGCUACAGUCUGUUGCCCAUGGUGAUCUUGUCCACCUGCGCCGUCUUUUUCUCCUUGCAAGGGGUCUUUGGGACUUUGGUGGCCCUGAUCAUAAUUGGAUGGUGCAGCCUCUCAGCCUCCAAAAUCUUUGCUUCCACCUUGGCUAUGGAAGGGCAGCAAGUGUUGGUGGCUUAUCCCUGCGGCUUAUUCUACGGCCUUCUAGCGCUCAUCACCAUUUUCUGA